Molecule: messenger RNA, 1320 nt
Organism: Myotis daubentonii (Daubenton's bat)
Lineage: Eukaryota; Metazoa; Chordata; Mammalia; Chiroptera; Vespertilionidae
Product: centrin-2
Cellular component (GO): myosin II complex
Molecular function (GO): calcium ion binding
Source: RefSeq, a predicted model, not a curated record
GCUAGACGCUUCGCUCCGUUACUACGGACCCACUCGGGGCGACGGAGCAGGUUGCUGCGCGGCCGCCGGCGCCCGGGACACCGGAGCGGGGGAGGCGAGCGAGCGGGGCGGCCCCACGGCGGCCUGCGCGCCCGGGGCCUGGCCGGUGGCGGGGGAUCGAACCCACAACCUCGGCGUAGUGGGAAGACGCUCCUGCCAGCGGCAAUACUCAGCCAGGGGCAGAGCAGACUCGGGUCCCCAGCGGCCUCCGGCUUUCAGAAGGCAGACAUGGCAGCCGCGUCCUCCCAGCGCAAGAGGGCGAGUCCCAAGCCCGAGCUGACCAAGGAGCAGAUCCAGGAGAUCCGGCAGGCGUUCGACCUCUUCGACACAGAUGCCACUGGGACCAUCGACGUCAAGGAGCUGAAGGUGGCGAUGAGAGCCUUGGGCUUUGAGCCCAAGAAAGAAGAGAUUAAGAAAAUGAUCGGAGAAAUCGACAAGGAGGGGACCGGGAAGAUGAACUUCAAUGACUUCCUGACGGUGAUGACGCAAAAAAUGUGCGAGAAAGACACCAAGGAGGAAAUCCUGAAGGCGUUCAAGCUCUUCGACGACGAUGAGACCGGCACCAUCUCCUUUCACAACCUGAAGCGCGUGGCCAAGGAGCUGGGCGAGAACCUCACGGACGAGGAGCUGCAGGAGAUGAUCGACGAGGCCGACCGCGACGGCGACGGGGAGGUCAGCGAGCAGGAGUUCCUGCGCAUCAUGAAGAAGACCAGCCUGUACUGAGCGUCCUCUCCUCUUCGCUGCGAGCACCGUUCCCGUGAGCGUCUCCUCCUCUCCUCGCUGCGAGCACCGUUCCCGUGAGCGUCCUCUCCUCUCCUCGCUGCGAGCACCGUUCCCGUGCCCGCUGCUGUGCGGACCUGGCUUUUGGGAGCACAGAUGUCUCUUCCCCACUGACCUCCCUGCACAGCUUCAGUAACAACCUCACACCCGUUUUCAACUUUUGCAACUGUUCUCGGGAAAGUUCUUUGUGAGGGGACCUGCUGCUUCCGUUCAUUCUCCGGAAAAGAACAAGAGCUCAUCGGAGGGCUCACCCACCCGCCGGUUCCGCCUUGUGCUGCUUCGCUCUGGCGUGAGCCCACCUUAUGGCGCCACAGAGAGAUGUCCCAGGCAGACGCAUGUCAUAACUGUCACCACAGACAGCAGGCAUCUCUAGGACGGUUCUGGUUUGAAUCGACACCUGAGUGCAGCGUUCUCUUUUAAAAGAUCCAGUGAACUCUCUCAUUUGCAUUUGAAUAUUUUUUUCCUAUUUGUUUUGUGUUAAAAUAAAGCCUAAAAAAAAAA